GCGCCGCGCCCUCCCGGCUGCCUAGGGUCCGGAGCUCUCGCCGCCCGCGCCCGUCCCCGCUGCUGUGCACUUGGCCUGCGCCCGAGGCCGGCCCGGGGCCAAACAGCGACGAUGAGCGGCCUCAUCGACACCCCGGAGCCCCCGCGCCAAGAGGCAGACCCAGGGAUGGCUUCCACCAUAACGGACAUCGCCAUCAUUGCAGGUGUGAUCGCUGCUGUGGCCUUGGUCCUGGUCUGCCUCCUCUUCGUCAUGCUGCACUACAUGUACCGGCACAAGGGCACCUACCACACCAACGAGGCCAAGGGCACGGAGUUUGCCGAGAGCGCCGAUGCAGCCCUGCAGGAUGACCCUGCUCUCCAGGAUGCUGGUGACAGCAGCAGGAAGGAGUAUUUUAUCUGAGGGACACCAGACCUCACCUCCCCAGGGCCUCCUCCCAUUGCAGGAUGGAAAAUGCAAACCCCCAGCCGGCACCGCCCUGCAGGAGCUGCACUGCCAGGCAGUCCAUGGAACACUGGCGUCUUCCUGAGACCCUGAAUGCCCAGAGCCAGUUCUGGGAGAGCUCAAGCUGGUAGAGACAGAGUGUGGAGGCUAACCUUUUCUUUGCCAAGAAGAGUGACAUUCUGGUCAGCCAGAUGCCUUAGGAAGUUCUCCUGUUUUCUUGGUGUGCAAGCACCAUUCUGGAUACUCCAAGCCAGGACAUGAGACCUUCAUGCACAGACUCGGAUGAUGGAAUCAAACGUCAGCGCUUGGCAUUUGAACCGAGCAGCAGGUGCCUUGGGGGAAUGGAACGGCUGUUUCCCAUCAAUGCAGCUCAAAAUGCUUGGGAAUAAAUUCAAAAUGCAACUGA
Molecule: messenger RNA, 847 nt
Organism: Ochotona princeps (American pika)
Lineage: Eukaryota; Metazoa; Chordata; Mammalia; Lagomorpha; Ochotonidae
Gene: GYPC
Product: glycophorin C (Gerbich blood group)
Exons: 3
Coding region: 112-399 (95 amino acids)
Cellular component (GO): cortical cytoskeleton; membrane
Source: RefSeq, a predicted model, not a curated record